Messenger RNA from Ahaetulla prasina, 6399 nucleotides. It is a transcript of the gene ABCB11, whose product is annotated as ATP binding cassette subfamily B member 11. Gene Ontology annotation, molecular function: ATP binding; ATP hydrolysis activity; ABC-type transporter activity. Gene Ontology annotation, biological process: transmembrane transport. The record is from RefSeq and is a predicted model, not a curated record. NCBI's taxonomy places the organism in Eukaryota, Metazoa, Chordata, Lepidosauria, Squamata, Colubridae. Gene Ontology annotation, cellular component: membrane. Bases 63 to 4118 code for a protein of 1351 amino acids. The transcript has 29 exons.
GGAUAAUGGAUGGAAACUGAUCAAGGAGAGAUUCAACCUUGAAGAAUUGAAAGAAACGAAUCAUGCCUGAACCAGUUACUUUGUACAGUAUUAAGAGAAUUGGAGAAGAUAAUUUAGCCUUUGAAUCAAAUGAGUCACAUAAUGACAUCAGCAAAGCAAAGCAUUUUGGUGGGAAGAAUGAAGCCUCUUCAAAGAACAAUGCAAAGGAACACAAGAUACCAGACAAGAAAAGAGAUGAGAUUCGAAUUGGAUUCUUUCAGCUGUUCAGAUUUGCUUCUUCGGCUGAGAUACUGAUGAUGCUUUCAGGGGGUAUCUGUGCCAUUCUUCACGGAACAGCUCAGCCAGCCAUGCUGAUCGUUUUUGGGAUCAUGACGGACACAUUUAUUCAAUACGACAUUGAAAAACAAGAGCUAAAUGACCCAAACAAAGUGUGCAUGAAUAACACAAUCGUUUGGAUUAACAACUCCCAUCAUCAGAAUGUCAGUAACGCAUCAAUAAGUUGUGGGUUGCUGGAUAUCGAAAGUCAAAUGAUCUAUUUUGCAAGUUCCUAUGCAGGAACAGGCUUUGCUGUUCUGGUGCUUGGAUACCUCCAAAUUUGCUUAUGGGUAAUGUCAGCUGCUCGUCAGACCCAACACAUCCGAAAAGCCUAUUUUAGGAAAAUCAUGAGGAUGGACAUAGGCUGGUUUGACUGUACAUCAGUGGGGGAACUCAAUACACGCAUUUCUGAUGACAUUAAUAAAAUAAAUGAUGCUAUUGCUGAUCAAGUCGCAAUCUUUAUCCAGCGCUUCACCACCUUUGUUUGUGGAUUCCUGCUAGGAUUUGUCAGAGGCUGGAAGUUAACCUUGGUUAUUAUCGCAGUCAGUCCUCUAAUUGGGAUCGGAGCUGGCAUAAUUGGCCUGUCUGUGGCAAAGUUGACGGGUCUAGAGUUAAAGGCUUAUGCAAAAGCUGGGGCCAUCGCUGAUGAAGUGCUUUCAUCGAUCCGAACCGUGACUGCGUUUGGAGGAGAAAAAAAAGAAGUUGAAAGAUAUGACAAAAAUCUGGUGUUUGCUCAAAACUGGGGGAUCAGAAAGGGAAUCAUUAUGGGAUUUUUCACAGGCUACAUUUGGUGCAUCAUUUUCCUGUGCUAUGCGCUGGCCUUCUGGUACGGCUCAAAACUUGUCCUUGAAGAAGAGGAAUACUCUGCUGGCACCCUUUUGCAGGUUUUUCUCGGUGUCCUAGUAGGUGCCUUAAAUCUUGGUCAAGCGGCCCCUUGCUUGGAAGCUUUUGCAACAGGUCGAGGAGCUGCCACAAAUAUAUUUGAGACAAUAGAUGAAAAACCUAGAAUUGACUGUAUGUCAGAAGAUGGCUACAAACUGGACAAAGUCCGAGGUGACAUUGAAUUCCAUAAUGUAACCUUCCAUUACCCAUCCAGGCCCGAUGUUAAGAUUUUAGAUCAACUCAGCAUGAUUAUUAAGCCAGGUGAAACCACAGCCUUUGUUGGCCCAAGCGGAGCAGGGAAAAGUACCACAAUUCAGCUGAUCCAGCGCUUCUAUGACCCCACAGAAGGCAUGGUUACUCUAGAUGGACAUGAUAUUCGUUCCCUUAACAUUCAGUGGCUGCGUUCUUUGAUGGGGGUAGUGGAACAAGAACCUGUCCUGUUUGCCACCACUAUAGCAGAAAACAUUUGCUACGGUCGGGAAAAUGCCACUAUGGAAGACAUCGUCAGAGCGGCCAAAGAAGCCAAUGCUUACAACUUCAUCAUGGAUCUGCCUCUGCAAUUCGACACCCUUGUUGGAGAAGGUGGUGGCCAAAUGAGCGGAGGCCAGAAGCAGCGAAUUGCCAUUGCUCGGGCUUUAGUUCGAAACCCUAAAAUCCUGUUGCUGGACAUGGCUACAUCAGCACUGGACAAUGAAAGCGAGGCUACUGUGCAAAAGACACUUUCCAAGGCUCGUUUUGGACGCACCGCAAUCUCCAUAGCUCAUCGUUUGUCCACAGUGAAAUCUGCUGACAUCAUCGUUGGGUUUGAGCAUGGAAGAGCUGUGGAAAGAGGGAAACAUGAAGAGCUGAUUGAACGGAAAGGAGUGUAUUUCACACUGGUAACAUUGCAAAGCCAAGGCGACAAGGCACUCAUGGAAACAUCAAUGCAAAUAUCUGACCCAAAACAUGAAAAAAUACAGCCUUUCAGCAGGGGAAGCUAUCAAGCAAGCUUACGAGCAUCUCUUCGACAGCGUUCCAGAUCUCAGUUGUCAAACAUAGUCCCUGACCAUCCAGCGUCAAUUGUAGGAUCCUAUUCAGAGAGCAACUGUAGCAUAUCUCACUAUGAAGAAGAUGGAAGACCAUUUAUGAAGGAACGGAUUCAUGAAAAGGAUGAGGAAGAAGUCGCACCUGCUAGCGUGACCAGGAUUUUGAAGUACAAUGCUCCCGAAUGGCCCUAUAUGGUGCUUGGAUCCCUUGGGGCAGGGGCCAAUGGGGCAGUCAAUCCUCUCUAUGCCUUGCUCUUCAGUCAAAUUCUUGGAACCUUUUCAGUGCCUGAUGAAGAAGAGCAAAGAGCUCAGAUCAACGGUGUCUGCUUGCUCUUUGUGGUUGUUGGAAUCGUAUCGUUCUUCACUCAGUUCUUGCAGGGCUAUACGUUUGCAAAGGCCGGAGAAUUGCUUACACGACGCUUAAGGAAAAUUGGCUUCCAGGCGAUGUUAGGCCAAGAAAUUGGUUGGUUUGACGACCAUAGAAACAGCCCAGGGGCCUUGACUACGAGACUAGCAACUGAUGCCUCUCAAGUUCAAGGGGCGACUGGCACACAGAUAGGCAUGAUUGUGAAUUCCUUCACCAAUAUCGGAGUCUCCAUUAUUAUCGCUUUCUACUUCAGCUGGAAACUCAGCUUAGUCAUAACUUGCUUUUUGCCUUUCUUGGCUUUGUCGGGAAUGAUUCAGUCUCGAAUGCUGACAGGCUUUGCAUCUCAGGACAAGAAAGCGAUGGAAGCUACCGGAAGGAUUUCCAACGAAGCCCUUGGAAAUAUUAGGACCAUAGCUGGGAUUGGAAGGGAGAAAACUUUUAUCGAUGCUUAUGAGAAACAGCUAGAAGUCCCCUACAGAGCAGCUAUUAAAAAAGCGAACGUUUACGGCGUUUGUUAUGGCUUUGCACAGUGUGUUUUGUUCAUAGCCAAUUCUGUCUCUUACCGAUACGGAGGAUUUUUAGUCGAAAAGGAAGGACUUCACUACAGCUACGUAUUCAGGGUGAUUUCCUCCAUUGUUACUAGUGGAACCGCUUUGGGAAAAGCAUCCUCUUAUACCCCAAAUUACGCCAAGGCUAAAAUAGCAGCCGCCCGUUUUUUUCAGCUGGUGGAUCGGAUUCCCCGAAUCAGUGCGUACAGUGACGCCGGAGAAAAAUGGGAUCAUUUCCAUGGAAGAAUUGAAUUUCUCAACUGUAAGUUCACAUAUCCAUCUCGUUCUGAUACCCAAGUGCUAAAUGGACUCUCAGUGUCUGUGAAUUCCGGGCAGACCCUUGCCUUCGUUGGCAGCAGCGGAUGUGGGAAGAGCACCUGUGUUCAACUUCUGGAGAGGUUUUAUGAUCCUGAUGAAGGAAAAGUGCUAAUAGAUGGCCGUGACACCCGGCAAGUAAACAUCCGCUUUCUUAGAUCUAAAAUAGGAAUAGUUUCCCAGGAACCUGUGCUGUUUGACUGUAGCAUUGUCGACAACAUUAAAUACGGUGAUAACAGCAGAGAAAUAUCUAUGGAUGAAGUGAUAACAGCUGCCAAGAAAGCCCAAUUGCAUGAAUUUGUGAUGUCACUCCCCCAACAAUAUGAAACCAAUGUUGGGGCUCAGGGGUCUCUACUGUCUCGAGGGCAAAAGCAGCGCAUUGCCAUCGCACGAGCCAUCGUUCGAGACCCUAAGAUCUUAUUACUGGAUGAAGCCACUUCUGCACUGGAUACAGAAAGUGAACAGACUGUGCAGGCUGCCCUGGACAAAGCUCGAGAAGGCAGGACCUGCAUCGUCAUCGCACACCGCUUGUCCACCAUUCAGAAUUCAGACAUCAUCGCUGUCAUGUCUCAGGGAGUCAUCAUUGAGAAGGGCACUCAUGAAGAGCUGAUGGCCCAGGAAGGGGCAUACUAUAAACUGGUCACCACGGGGGCACCCAUUAGCUGAGCUUCUGCACUCCCUGUGGGGGGUUGUGUUCAUUUUCUUAAGGGACGGGCUAAAACCAUUAUGAACGUAUCAACCAGCAAAAGAUGACUGUGCUGUGAUAUCGAAUGAUGCACCUAUGUUGGCACAACCACUUUAAUUGAGAAAGUGAAGCCCUGGAGGCCAGCUUUUGACUGUGCUGUUCUCUCAAACCACUGCAGUUGUUGUGAAGAAAAUGGCAGCCAUCUACUGGAGAAGUGAGAUUAUACAGGAAGAGGUGCUCAGGAACUUUUUCAAUCAUGAAUCGUCCAUGGGUUAUUUUUAUAUCUAUUUCCAUUGCUCCUGAAUUUGCAAUAUCAAAGAAGUACUAAUGAACUUCAUGGUGGAUCCAGAGGGAGGCUCCAUUCAGCAUCCAAUGCAAAUGGCAGCAUGGAGCUGUAUUUCCUACUGCUCCAUCAUCAUCAUCAUCAUCAUCAUCUUGCUGUCAAUGAUUCUGGGUAGUUCACAACAAUCAAAGAAAUGACAAUGAAAUCAAUAAAAAUGAAGAAAAUUAAUGGCAAGAGCGAUGAAGUGAGGGAUCUCUCUCUCCCUUACCAAAGACCUCCCUCACCAAAGAGCCUGGUCCUCCUAGCUUCUAAACAACAGUAGAGUGGGGGACCCUCCACAUCUUGGGGGACCCUCGCUCCAGAGGGCAGGUGCUGCAACAGAGAAGGACGUAUUCACCAUUAUGAUGGGAAAAUAGCAGACACUGAAUCUUACAUCCAUAAAAGAGCACUAUUGAAACUAAUUCUGCGAAUUCUCUAGGGACUCUCUUAUGUAUACAAUGUCUUCUGUGUGUAAUGGUUCUCUACGUAGCGUCAAAAGCACUUUGGCCAGGUUACAAAAUAUAAUUAUUCUAUUCACUGCCAGUGAGACAAUUAUCCAUUGCAAUUUCCCAGAGGGUCGUCAUUUCUUUUGCAGGAAAAAAACCCAAACUCUUUACAAAAUACCACAUGCUUAUUACUGUCCACUAAUCCAGCACCUACAGUAAAUAGAUUGACUGCGUCUCGCUUGUUAGAUGAAUGUCCCAUUAAAGGAUAUUUGAUAGAGAAAGCCUGAUCCCUGUGUAUCGGACAGAAAGAAACAAUAGCAGGAAAAGAAUGAAAAUUCAGAGAAUUAAACAGCAAUGCAGCCCUGCUACUUUUAACGUGCACAGAGAAUUUCUGCGGGAGAUUAAAUCAUGCUUGAGAAAUAGUGUAAGCAGGUGGUAAAGACUAUUAUUAAAUCAAGCAGUUCUACUUUAUUGAAUCCCUUUAUCCAAAGCAGCUGAAUCUACUUUGUCAGUAGAUUCCUAAGGGGCCUUUCGCAGUCUUGCUGUCUUACAUCCUUAACCAGGAGAUCCUUAUGAACCAGACCAGAAUCAUUUACACACAAAAACUUGCAUUCUACUGCCGGAGCUCAUUCUAUAGUGACCGAAACUUCUUUGUCAAAGUCCCCUUAUCUCAAAACAGGCUGGGACAACUCCAGGGGUGUUAUUGACUUAUCUUAACAACCGGUUCACAAAUGUGAGCAACCAUCUCCAUGCGUGCCACCUCCAUGCAUACGCAGAGCAUAAAAAAAGGACAUGAUGACUUCUGGGCAGGUGGGUGGGUGGAGCCUACCACAGCCCCAGCUACCGGUUUGUCCGAACUGGGUAGAACCAGCAGAAUCCCACCACUGGACAACUCGCCAUGGUCAACUUGUCACAGGACAACACUCAGCAGCCGACUCUCCAUGGGUGUUCUGUCCCCACCAACCACAACCAAGCAGACACAGGAGCUGACUAUAUCUGCCAGCAAUUUACUCCUACGACAGAUGUCAGUUCUGGCAACGAACCUGCGAUUGCCUGCCAAGUUCUCUUAUCUCCUCAGACCAGCGUAACUGCAGUUCAGAAAUAAACAGAAGCCAAAGUCUUAGUCUCAAAAUAUUGCAGCCAAAGUUUUCUAGAGUCAGUUUUUGUCCGUCACAAGAAGCUAUAGAGCAGCUCCUCCUGCUUUUAUACCCUGUGGGGUGUGGCUCUGUGACUCAGCACUCUCUAGGCCUGCCCCAGCCCUUCUUUUGUUGUUCCCGUUUCUCCUAUCUGCAAUGCCUGGGAUUUAACCAGGACUGAUUGUCAGCAGCUGAGUCUUGAGGCAUUUCCUGGGAGGGGGAAGGUGUGGGAGAAAGAGGCCUCGUCAUCUCCUCCCCCUGGCCUGCCCUCUGGGACCUGGAGCGGAGCCAGAGAGGAAGGUCCUGCAGAGGAAAGCCCUGUCGGCUCUUCCCCCUCACUCUCUGAGUCACUCUCUGC